AGUGACAGUGAGUUAGAAUUAUUUUCUUUGAUAGUGCCACAUCAGUCAAUAUCCUCAAUUUCUGGAUAUUUUUAAAAAGAACAUCGAGAUUGCUAGAAAAUGGGAUCAGGACAAAGUGUCGAAAUUCCUGGAGGUGGUACUGAAGGAUACCACGUACUAAAGGUUCAAGAUAACUCGCCCGGACAAAAGGCUGGCCUGGAGGCAUUUUUCGACUUUAUUAUUGCAAUUGCUGGUACUAGACUGGAUCAAGAUAAUGAUAUGUUAAAGGAACUGUUGAAGCAGAAUGUGGAUAAGCCGGUAAAACUUGUCGUAUACUCGAGUAAAACUCAAAGUGUUCGUGAACUAACGUUGACUCCGAGCACUGGCUGGGGUGGUCAAGGCUUAUUGGGUGUAAGUAUACGUUUCUGUUCGUUUGAGGGUGCCAACGAACAUGUGUGGCAUAUUUUGGAGGUGUAUCCAGACUCUCCAGCUCAAUUGGCUGGUCUGAGGGCCUACUCAGAUUAUGUCAUUGGUGCUGAUGCUAUUCGUCAUGAAAACGAUGAUCUAUUUACUUUGAUAAUGACACAUGAACAGCAACCUCUAAAGAUGUAUGUAUACAAUAUUGAUGAUGAUGCAUGUCGAGAGGUAACGAUUAAGCCCAAUUCUAAUUGGGGAGGAGAAGGAGCCUUGGGAUGUGGCAUUGGUUAUGGUUAUCUUCAUCGUAUACCGCUUCAAGCUGGAAAUCCGGGUACUGUUGCUCAGCCACCGAAAAGUAUACCUACUGCUGCGCCAACAAUACCACCAUCUGUAACCACACCUGUGGUACCAGCUACAGCAGCGACCACUGUAAUUGCUCCAACAUUGCCAUAUGUGCCUCCAUUGAGCAAUACAUUUGCUAGUACAUCGGCUGCAACGGUAACACCAUCCACAACACAGCAGCAGCAGCAACCACAGCAAAGUGUAUUCAAACAAUACUUUAAUCCCGAUGAUAAUACGCCUGAACUGAUAACAACUCCUGAGGACCCGGCUCAAAGCAAUGCCAAGCAAAGUGACCAAGUUCCUGUGGAAACACAAAACAAUCCUGCUGCACAGAUUGCCACAACAGCUGCUCCUGAAAUAAAUCCCCAAAGUGUGGCGCCUGUCUUUGCACCCUUCCCUGAAGCAGUGCAUGUUUCUAAUCCUUCGAUUCCAGCGAUGCCAGUUGCAACUCCAGCUACAACCUUACCACCACCGUCGAAUUUAUACAUACCUGGAGUAAUUGAAGCACCCACGACCACGAACCUAUCGAACAUACAACUCCCAUACCCCCAAGCCACUGCUCCCCAACAACAACAACCCCAAAUACCUGCAAAUAUGGGUAUGCCACAGACCACGGUACUUGAUAUGUCAUCUCCGGCUGCUCUAUCUUAUCCAGCGGCUCAAACUAUUCCCAGCUAUCCCCAGAUGCAGCCAUCAAUGGGUGGCCUUUAUCCAGCACAACCAACACCUAUGCCUCCACAAAUGGCUUCAUACAUUCAAAAAUAGAAAGUAGAUAAAAAUGGAGCUGUCGGUUAUUUCUCUUUAUGUUUUUCUCUUUUUAGUUUCCAAUUUACCAUGGUAUUUCGUCAUCUGUUGGUAUAAGUCUGGACGAAAAAGAAAACGUUGAAUCAUUUUCAUAUAUUACCACUAAAGAUAACAUUGCAAUAUACGUUUUAUAAUUUAUAUAACAAAUAUAUGUCUAUCGUCGUUAUACCAGAAAGAAAGUAAA
This is a messenger RNA of Musca domestica (house fly), 1726 nucleotides long. RefSeq names its product Golgi reassembly-stacking protein 2 (gene Grasp65). Gene Ontology annotation, biological process: Golgi organization. The record is from RefSeq and is a predicted model, not a curated record. Gene Ontology annotation, cellular component: Golgi apparatus. NCBI's taxonomy places the organism in Eukaryota, Metazoa, Arthropoda, Insecta, Diptera, Muscidae. Bases 100 to 1503 code for a protein of 467 amino acids. The transcript has 2 exons. Gene Ontology annotation, molecular function: protein binding.